AUGAUCUGUGAUGAUUGUGAAAUUUCUCUAAAUGGAGAGCGGACACUACUUUUGGUUGGACGUACAGGUGAUGGAAAAAGUGCAACAGGCAAUAGCAUUCUUGGAACAAAGGCUUUCAAAUCGAUGCAUUGCUCUUCUUAUGUUACAACUGCUUGCCUGCUUCAAACUACUCAAUUACAAGAUGGAAACAUACUUAACGUCAUUGAUACCCCUGGAUUGUUUGAUUUUUCCUGUGGCCCUGAUUUUGUUGUAAGAGAACUUGUUAAGUGCUUCAAUCUGGCUAAGGAUGGCAUCCAUGCUGUACUUUUGGUUCUGUCUGUACGAACUCGAUUUUCAAGAGAAGAACACACUUCUGUGCAAUACCUUCUGAACCUCAUUGAGAGCAAAAUUAGCGAUUAUAUGAUUGUGGUCUUCACAGGAGGAGAUGAACUUGAAGAUGAUGAGACAUUGGAUGAUUACUUAGGUUGUUUCCCUGAGCCCUUAAAGGAAGCUCUCAAACAAUGUGGAAAUAGACAAGUACUUUUCGACAAUAAAACUCAUGAUCCAUUGAAGAAAGCUGACCAAUUAAGAAAUCUUCUUUUAGAUGUGAAUUUGGUUGUGGAAAAGAAUGGUGGAAAACCAUAUACAACAUACCUGUUCAAGGAACUAAAGGUUGAAUCAAACCUGAGGGGGAUGAGGCAUCUUGAAGCAGAAUUGGCAAAGGAACGUGUUGCUCGUUUGGAAGCUGAAAAAAGUGCAGAAGCAGCUCUAAUGAACUUGGAAAAUAAGAGGCGACUGAUGAGGGAUAUAUAUAGAUACAGACAACGUCCAAUGGUGGCUGACAAACUCCAAGAAAGAAAAUUGGAAUCUUCUGCUGGCAUGUGUCGUAUUUUAUGA
Molecule: messenger RNA, 876 nt
Organism: Solanum verrucosum
Lineage: Eukaryota; Viridiplantae; Streptophyta; Magnoliopsida; Solanales; Solanaceae
Product: immune-associated nucleotide-binding protein 9-like
Exons: 4
Coding region: 1-876 (291 amino acids)
Molecular function (GO): GTP binding
Source: RefSeq, a predicted model, not a curated record